Molecule: messenger RNA, 547 nt
Organism: Eufriesea mexicana
Lineage: Eukaryota; Metazoa; Arthropoda; Insecta; Hymenoptera; Apidae
Gene: mRpS25
Product: mitochondrial ribosomal protein S25
Exons: 3
Coding region: 38-547 (169 amino acids)
Cellular component (GO): mitochondrion
Molecular function (GO): structural constituent of ribosome
Source: RefSeq, a predicted model, not a curated record
UGUUUUAUUUAUUUCUUAAUUUAAAAAGAUAGUCAAAAUGCCUUUUAUGAUUGGUAAAGCACCUAUACGAAGAACAUUAAAUUAUUUGAACGCUGGUAAAUUAAUUUUGAAAAACGAUAUACAAAUAUUUUCUGUUAAUUAUAAUACACAUGGAGAACAUCAUAAGGGUGCCAGAGAAUUUGUAUUUUGGCAUUUGUCACAAAUUCAAUAUAAAAAUCCGAAAAUACAAGUUAUUACCUUCAAAAAUAUGACUCCAACACCUUUUAUAAAAUGUUAUUAUGAGAGUGGAAACACCAUGUUAAUUGAUAUAGAUAGUAAAUCUAAAAAUGAUAUACUAUUACAUCUUCAAGAAGUAAUUGGUAAAUCACAGGAAGUUUUAAUGCAAGAAGAUGUAGUGCAAGAAAAGAAAGACAAUCCUGCUAAUUUCGGUGUUGGUUGUCCUAUGAACUGUAUAUGUAUAAUACCUGGCCAAGUACCAUGUCCUGGUAUAGUACCCCUACCAUAUCACAUGCGUGGAAAACAUAAAAAAAGUUUGAAAGAACCAUAA